AUGCCAGGAAGAACUCGUCCAGUCGAGAAAAUUGCCAAAGCUUCAGCCCAAUGCUCCGUAGAGGUUGCGGCAUACGGCAAAUGUGUUGUUGCGGAUUACAACUCGGUACAUAAAGAUAUGUGUGCUAAAGAAUUCAUGCGACUGAAGAAUUGCUAUCUGGCGGCAUCCAAAAAGGGCUAA
Molecule: messenger RNA, 180 nt
Organism: Penicillium robsamsonii
Lineage: Eukaryota; Fungi; Ascomycota; Eurotiomycetes; Eurotiales; Aspergillaceae
Exons: 3
Coding region: 1-180 (59 amino acids)
Biological process (GO): mitochondrial respiratory chain complex I assembly
Cellular component (GO): mitochondrion
Source: RefSeq, a predicted model, not a curated record